Monascus purpureus is the source of this 309-nucleotide messenger RNA. Lineage: Eukaryota; Fungi; Ascomycota; Eurotiomycetes; Eurotiales; Aspergillaceae. The record is from the annotation of a GenBank genome assembly.
AUGAAAAGAGCGCCUCGGGAGAUAAUAUAUAACUUCUUGAAGAAACAAUCCUUGAAUAACUGCCAUCCUCUUGGACAGCGCGAGCUUACAUUUAUAGAAAGCUGCCGUUUUGUUGACGAAACUCUGUCUCAAGAAGGUAUAAAGACUGUCAGCCACCUUUGGAAGAUGAGGAAAAUAGUUAGUGGGUUCUCCGAUAAAUUCAUAGAUGAGCUGGAUUUGGUAGACGGGCUAAAUGACCACCAACGACGGUGCUUGAGACAUCUUGCCGAUAAGCUGGGAUCUGGGAAUCUGGGGAGCGCCACCAAGUAA